CCGCGUUGCCGCCGCUCCAGUUUAUCAAUGUCACGCCGACGGAUGCCAACCGCUGGAGCAUCGCAGAUACAACGCUAGCUAUAUGAUCCGAAAAGAAAAACAAGACUUUGACUUCAAGUUUAAGUGGUUGGCCAGUGUUUUAUUUGUUGUUUUAAUCGACUAAACCCCAACCAAAUGGUCACCUGCGGCCGGCAAACGUUCAACAUGCUGCCCAUGGCGCCGACGAGUCCUUUUGUCAGCAGCAGCAGCACCUCGGUGGCCGCAUCCUCGACGUCCGUUUCCGCCAGCACGGUUUCCACCUCGGCGGGCAGUAAGCCCAAGUUGGCGUUCAGCAUCGACUCGAUUGUGGGCGAAUCCUCGACGAGAUCGGCGGCUCCUUUGAGGGUCAGUGUGAUAUCCUCGCCGCCGCCGCGCAGCGAAAGUCCCGCUUCGCCGACGAACACAAACAACAGCGGAAGGAGGUCGCCACGAGGAUAUAUCUACUGCCGGAGACGGGAUUCACUGGACCGAUCGAGAAGUCCACAAAGGUCGCCAGUCAGCCGCUCGCCAACGCCUCCAAAUGCAGGAGCCAAUCCUCCAGCGGUGGGGAAUCCUCAGAAGUCCAGUGAUUUACCCCCGGGAAUGGGCCAUCCACCAACCCUCAUCCGUCCGAUGCCUUUGCCGGCGCCAAAUCUAGCUUUAAUCCAGAACCGCACCUCACCGAACUCGAUGGCGGUACGAAUGGCGGGUCCGCCACACCCGCCGCCACCACCGCCCCCAUUCCUUGCCGCCCAGUUCCAAAUGGCUGCCGCCUUGGCGCAUCAUCACCAGCAGCAGCAGCAGCAACAACAGCAACUUCCGCCCGUGCCAACUGGACCGCCACAUGGUCCGCAUCCGCAUCUGCCGCCCGGCCAAAUUCCAAUGGGGAUCUUCCCGGGCGGACCGCAUCCCGUGGGUCAUCCGCCGCCCCACGGACAUCACCCAUUUGGAAGUUCUCCGCACCUGAUCCGCGAUAGCUAUCCACUGUAUCCUUGGCUGCUCAGUCGACAUGGACGCAUAUUUCCACGCUUUCCCGGCAAUUUUCUGUUCCAGCCUUUCCGCAAACCGAAGCGCGUUCGCACCGCCUUCUCGCCGACGCAGCUGCUCAAGUUGGAGCACGCCUUCGAGGGGAACCACUACGUGGUGGGGGCGGAGCGGAAGCAGUUGGCCCAGGGACUCAGUUUGACCGAGACCCAGGUAAAAGUGUGGUUCCAGAACCGCCGCACGAAGCACAAGCGGAUGCAGCAGGAGGGCGGCGACGGCAGCGACACCAAGAGCAAUAAGGGCAGCUCCUCGGGAGGCGGAGGAGGUGGCGAUGGGGACGAGGAUGCCAAGCACGAUGGAUCCCAGCACAGCUACGAGGACGCCGAGGAUCCGGAGGACGACGACGAGAUCGAGGAGGACGACGAGGACGAGGUGAUCGACAUGGACGACUACGGCAGCGAAAUGGACGCGGAGGAGCACCAGCGACUGCGGGAGCAGUUCCAGCAGCAGUUGGCCCAGCACCAGCAGCAGUUCCUCCAGCAGCAGCAACUCAACCCUGGAGAUGCAGCCAGCCUCAGUCCGCAGCAGCAACACCAGCUGCUGCAGCAGCACCAGCAACACCUGCAGCAGCAACACCAGCAGCAGCAGCAACACUUCAUCCAGCAGCAGCAACUAUAUCUGCGCGAAAGAGAGAGGGAGCGGGAAAAGUCCCGUGAGAGGGAAAGAGAGCGGGAAAAGCAGUAACUAACUAUUAGUUGCUAACCAGCUAGCUCCGCUAUUUUGUGUUCCUUUAAUUUCUUGUAAAUUAUUUGUCAACUGUAUAGCUUAAUUUAAAUUGUUUACUACCUAAAAAAUAAACAUCAAAGUGAAUAAAUAAUUCA
Drosophila ficusphila is the source of this 1883-nucleotide messenger RNA. RefSeq names its product homeotic protein empty spiracles (gene E5). Gene Ontology annotation, molecular function: DNA binding; DNA-binding transcription factor activity, RNA polymerase II-specific. The transcript has 4 exons. Gene Ontology annotation, biological process: brain development; central nervous system development; neuron differentiation. The record is from RefSeq and is a predicted model, not a curated record. The coding region runs from base 175 to 1746 and encodes 523 amino acids. NCBI's taxonomy places the organism in Eukaryota, Metazoa, Arthropoda, Insecta, Diptera, Drosophilidae.